AUGCCGCUUUUAGAAUCGCCCGCGUACACGGAUGCCGAUAUCCCUGACUAUCCGCAAUCUACUCCGCAACCGUUGAAAAUCAUUCACGUCGGUGCUGGAGCAUCCGGUCUGAUCUUCGCACACAAGGCUGAGAGGGGUCUGAAGAACUUCGAGCUUAUAUGUUAUGAGAAGAACGACUCGAUAGGCGGUACUUGGUAUGAGAAUGUGUAUCCUGGAUGUGCCUGUGAUAUCCCUGCGCAUACCUAUACCUUGCCAUUCGAGCCGAACCCAGAGUGGUCUGGUUAUUAUUCGUAUUCGGACGAGAUCCAACAGUAUUUUCUGAAGUUUGCGAAGAAGUAUGGUGUGGAGAAGUACGUGAAACUCAACACUGCAGUCGAAUCGGCUACUUGGGACGAGUCCGAAAGUAUAUGGAAAGUCGCUUUGAAGCGUAAGGAUGGUACCACCUUCGUCGACAGCUGCAACGUACUCGUUAAUGGCUCAGGGGUUGUCAACAAAUGGAAAUGGCCCACCAUAGAGGGCUUACACGACUUUCAAGGUGUCCUAGCGCAUUCUGCUGCGUGGGACAGGUCGAUUGACUGGGCUGGCAAAACUGUCGCGGUCAUUGGUACCGGGUCGAGUUCUAUCCAAAUGGUGCCUAAGUUUGCUGAGACGGGUAAGCACGUCUCGGUAUUUAUGCGUAACCAGACUUAUAUCGGUCCACAAUUUGGCUCGAAUGUAUCAAACAAGGAGGCGGAUCCAGAUGCCAUGGAGCCUCAUGCGGCUGGUAAGCAUCAAUAUACGGAGAAGGAGAAGCAGAGAUUCAGAGAUGAUCCUGAUUACCACUUGAGAUAUCGCAAAGCUGUCGAGCGAUCAGUCGUGAGUGGCUUCAAAAUGUUUUACCGUGGCUCGGAGACAAACAUCGCAGCCAAGAAGUUAAUGCAAGACUCCAUGUCUCAGCGACUGGGCGACCGCGACGAUUUGAAGAAACGUUUUAUUCCGGAGUGGAGUCCUGGGUGUCGUCGCCUCACCCCUGGUGAAGGGUACCUCGAAGCCCUCUGCGAGCCGAACGUUACAUGCGUCUUUAGCGACAUCGUCAAGAUCACGCCUACUGGUUUAGUGACGGCGGACAAUGUUGAGCGUAACGUUGAUAUCCUCGUCUGCGCUACCGGAUUCCAUAUCGGAUAUCAACCACAUUUCCGUGUCACCGGAACUGGAGGACAAGUCAUGCAAGACCAGAAGCAGCCAAAUGUCUAUGCGUCAAUCUGUGUACCAGGAUUUCCAAACUAUUUUGUGGUCAAUGGGCCUCGCGGCAACUGGGGUCAAGGCUGCGUGAUGCCAUCGCAUGAAGUCCAUACGGAGUAUAUCGUCCAAUGUUGCCAGAAGAUGCAGCAAGACGACGUCAAAUCAAUGGUGCCACGCGAAGACGUUACCACUCAAUUAAAUCUCUACAUGGAUGCCUGGCAUCGAAAACACUCCGUCUGGGCCGAGGAUUGUCGAAGUUGGUACAAAGACAAUGAGCCAAAUGGCAGGGUAUGGAUCUGGCCUGGUAGCCUGUUUCAUCACUUAAAGUUCAUGAAGAGGCCACGGUUUGAACAUUAUGAGCUCACAUACAAAGAUCCGAGCAAUAUCUUUGCAUUUUUGGGUAACGGCCUCACAAUCACCGAGGAGAAGUUUGCCGGCACUGAAGAUAUGCCCAUCCCAUAUAUUAGAAAGGAUGAGGACGAGAUUUGGGAUAUCGAAUAA
Molecule: messenger RNA, 1722 nt
Organism: Exophiala bonariae
Lineage: Eukaryota; Fungi; Ascomycota; Eurotiomycetes; Chaetothyriales; Herpotrichiellaceae
Exons: 2
Coding region: 1-1722 (573 amino acids)
Source: RefSeq, a predicted model, not a curated record